Molecule: messenger RNA, 2235 nt
Organism: Alnus glutinosa
Lineage: Eukaryota; Viridiplantae; Streptophyta; Magnoliopsida; Fagales; Betulaceae
Exons: 1
Coding region: 1-2235 (744 amino acids)
Biological process (GO): meristem development; meristem maintenance
Source: RefSeq, a predicted model, not a curated record
AUGGCCGGACUAUCAGACACCAUCAUCGAGGAAAGACAGGAGCUGAUGAUUUCACCCACAGGUGAUAGUAUCCCAACUAAAAGAAAAGCACACUUUCUUAAACCCUCUGUAAACUCUGCUCCAGGACCAGAUUUUGAACUUCCUUUUCUUCCUAUUCCACCCAAACCCACCAUUCCUGAGGUCGAGAAAUUGCCUUUGAUAGUAAAGUACAAAGGUCGGCGACACCCGCAGAACAACUGGAAAGAAUGGGUGGAUAGCUUGCAUUCCAAGCAUCAAUCCACAUGGAAGAAAGCUGGUAUAUAUGAGGCAAUAUUGAGCUCCAAAUACCAAAUCCUAAGGCACAAUAAUCUGAUUGUUAAUGUUGCUGAGAGGUGGUGUUCUAAGACCAAUACCUUUCUCUUUCCUUGGGCUGAAGCAACAAUCACACUGGAGGAUAUGAUGGUUUUGGGGGGUUACUCUGUUUUAGGCGACUCUAUUUCAAAGCCCCUUGAAACCAAUGAUUUGUGGGAAAUGAGAGAUAGCUUGACUGAAGCUCAUAAACAACUUACAGUGGCAAGCCAUGGUGCAUGGAUGCACUAUUUCAUGGGGAAUGGCCACAAGCUCGAGCAUGUAGCGUUUCUGGCGCUGUGGCUAUCAAGGUAUGUCUUUCCUGCAUCUUUGUAUUCUAACAUUGGAAGAAAUCUUUUUCCGAUUGCAAUUCAUUUAGCGAGGGGAACUAGAAUUGCGCUAGCGCCGGCAGUCCUCGCUAGCAUAUACUGGGAUUUGAGCUUAUUGAAAGAAAAUAUUGAUUUGGCCAGAUGUAUGAAAAAUGAGGAUAAAGGUGACAGGUUGGUGCUUGACCUUUGGGCGCCAUUUCAGCUAGUGCAGGUUUGGAUUUGGGAGAGAUUCCCAACAUUGCGGCAAACACCAAAUUUGAUUAAAGAUGGUGAGCCAAGAGCUGCUCGGUGGCAUAAAGUGAAGAAGUUGAAUAUUGAGAAGUUGGGAUUGGUCAUAGACUCUGAAGGAGAUGGUUUUCAGUGGCGGCCUUAUGCUGCAGGCUUGGAGAACUGGUUGUCUCCAAAGCUCUAUAGAAAUGAAGAAAGGUGGGUGCCGAUUGGUCCUGAUUUGGAUGAAGAAGUAGCUUCAUUUGCACGAUGCUUAAGGGCAAGCGAGCUGGUUGGACAAACGUGUAUAGAGCAAUACCUUCCACACAGAGUGGCUAUGCAAUUUGGUAUGGAUCAAGAUAUUCCGGGCUGUGUUCCUCGAUUCAAUAUGAAUAGAGAAACUGCUUGGAGCAACUACUGUAGGCCAAUUGAAGAUAAACAUUUGUACGUUCCAGCCAGACUCUUUGAGUCAGAUGUUACCGAACUAUACUUGAAGUGGUGGAAGCAAUCAAUGUUUGCUCAGGAAGACGCAAUCAAGCACUUUGUUAGGCGGCCUAGAAAUAGAAGAAGAUUUGCCAGAAUACCUGCUCGAAAGGUGGAAGAUUCCCACGUCUCUGUUCCUCCUGGUUUUCCUCCGAAAUGUCGUAAAGUCGACGAAAAGAAAACCAUCAAGGAAGAAGUUGAGUAUGAACCCUUUGGAGGUUUUAGUGCACCCAACAAUCUUGAGAACAAACUGGCUAGUGACGUUAAACCUUUCUCAGGCUAUAAUUCAGAAAUUAUAUCACAUUCAAUGGCAGGUGAUGGAGCUGCUAAAAAAGACUUGCUGAUGAGCCCAAUGCAAAAAAAAUUGGAGAGUCGAGGUUCAAUGCUUGAACCCAAAAGAAUUCUGGCAGAUUACCAUGUCUCUGUUCCUCCUGGUUUUCCUCCAAAAUGUCAUAAAGUAGACGAAAAGAAAACCAUCAAGGAAGCUGAACAUACACUCUAUGGAGCUUUGAGUGCACCUAAAAAUCUUGAGAACAAACUGGCUACUGAUGUUAAGCCUUUCUCAGGCUCUAGUUCAAAAUUUAUAUCACAUUCAAUGGCAGAUGAUGGAGCUGAUGAGACAAUGCCAAAGAUUUUGCACAGUGGAGGUUCAAUGCGUGAACCCAAAAGAAAUCUGGCAGAUGCAACUGUGAUUGAAAUGGGACGCCCAUCCAAGGCUGAGGUGCAUGUCAAAGACAAUGAUGGAGAAAGCGGCAGCUAUUGCAAAAAGGACAUGCCAGGAUUGGAGCUUGAGGUUCGGGUAAAUAGGCUUGAGAGACUAUAUGCAGAGCUAAAAGCGGCAAGAUCUGAUCGCAAGUUUGUGAACGAGCCCGCCAAGAAGUAUCCAUAG